AUGGGCUUCCCUGCACGAUUCAGAACGUCCGCUGUGGUUAUGAUGGCCGACUUGAUUGCUGCGGGUGACCAAUCAGGAUGUGUGCUCUUGAGCAGCGCUGCCACUCCACUGAGAUCGGCCACGCUGCCAGGAUAUUUACACCUGGGCCUAAAAUAUCCGGCUUCAAAAUCCCAAGACUUGCAGUGUUGGGUCCUCUGGAAGAAAAGGCAGCAACCAUUGGACAUAAACAAGCGGCAGAAAAUCCUGCGCGAAACCCUUUGGCUGGUAAGCCGCCUGGCCUUUGAAGAACUGGCUCGGUCUGUUUCGCAACACCACAGUUGCCCUCAACUGCCUGUCCAUAGUACUCGCGCCAACAGUGAGAGCCCAGGGUACCCCAUUCACUACACUAUAGUAGUCAGGGCCAUUGUUUCCCGCCGAGACGCUGACAACGAUACCAUGCUCCAUCGCUCUAAAAGAAGUUAUCGCCAUUAG
Molecule: messenger RNA, 471 nt
Organism: Striga asiatica
Lineage: Eukaryota; Viridiplantae; Streptophyta; Magnoliopsida; Lamiales; Orobanchaceae
Source: the annotation of a GenBank genome assembly